AUGACGUGGGAGCCUCCUCGCUCUUUGUCCAACUGGUCCAAUCUCACUGUUGAAACACGUACUGGGACAUUUAUUGGCAUGUACAAUGGUACUUAUCCCAAUGUUCGGCAAUUUUUACGCGUUCCUUUUGCCAAGCCCCCAGUUGGAGAUCUCCGAUGGCUUCCCCCUCACAAGCUCGAUAACUCGAGUAGGAAAUAUGACUCGACCAGAUAUGGCCCAGCUUGUCCGCAGUAUGUGUCUGCAGAAACCAGCUUCUGGAAUGAAUAUGAGCCUCCCAACCUGCUGAUCAGCAUUGGUGAAGCUCUUAACCAGGGAUCCACGGCUUGGUCUUCGUCUGAAGAUUGUCUGUCUCUUGCUGUCUGGACUCCUGCCUUUGCUAAUCGUACAUCGCGGCUUCCUGUGGCGCUGUUUGUCACCGGGGGAGGAGGCAUCACUGGUGGUAUUGAGAUCCCCUCUCAACUGCCUACUCAGUGGGUGUCACGAUCUCAGGAGCAUAUUGUGGUUACGAUCAACUAUCGAGUGAAUAUUUUUGGGAAUCCCAAGUUUAGGGCUUUGAAUGACACGUCGCUGUCCUUACUCGAUGUGAGGGCUGCGGUGGAAUGGGUGCACGAGAAUAUCCAUGCCUUUGGGGGUGAUACAAACAAUAUCAUGCUCUGGGGACAGUCACAGGGUGCACUGUUAACCCAUCUAUACACACUCGCCUUUCCCGACGACCCUCUUGCAGCAAAAUUUGGUGUCAUUUCUCAAGGGGCCUCGGCCACACUUAACCUUUCAACAGCAGGAGAUGUCUACCAGGAUUUCGAUAUCGUUGCCAAAGGUCUGGGUUGCAACUACGGAGACGAUGCUGAAGCUGAGCUUGAAUGUAUGCGCCAGGUGUCUUGGGUUCAGAUUGAGGAAUAUAUCAAUCGAUAUAACAACACCCCUUCGAUUGCUUUCACUAACUAUAUUCCCGACGAAAAAUACAUCUUCUCCAAUGAGACGCAGCGAUACGCAGAGGGAAAAGUAGCCAGGGGACCAUCGAUCCGGUCUGAUGCCGCUAGAGAAUUUCCCGACCAAAACACCACCUCGGUUGACGUUUCUGAAGGGGUUGCUGACUGUCUCGCGUUAUCCGAUGCUAAAUUGCGCUCCUCACUCGGGCUGGAUACAUAUCGCUACUAUUGGGCGGGCAAUUUCUCUAAUAUUAGUCCUGUUCCCUGGCUUGGUGCCUUUCAUUGGACAGACCUGCUGAUGAUAUUCGGUACGUACGGCCUUGAUGUGGGUGGAAUUACCCAGCUGGAAGUCGACACGUCUGCUACGAUGCAGGAUUUUCUCCUAGCAUUCUUGAAGGAUCCCGCGACUCUCAACACGACCGUCAGGUGGAAAGCCUUUGAUCCAUACGGCGUAGACGGGGGUUAUGUUCUCGAGUUUGGUAAUGGCACGGCUGUAAAGAACGUCACAGGAAACUGGCUCGAUGCGGGCUGCUAUAAUUCGUCGAUUGCAUUUCGCAUUGAUAGCUAAGAAAACCGAGCACGCUUAGCUAGAAUCAAGAUUCCGUGGCAUUUUCGCGGGUUGCUUCGUGUUCGCUGCACUGUUUCUUGGUCCUUGGCCCGGUGGGAGCCAGUCAGAAAUAGAGAUCUUCUUCCAG
This is a messenger RNA of Aspergillus wentii DTO 134E9, 1624 nucleotides long. RefSeq lists its product as uncharacterized. The transcript is spliced from 6 exons. Lineage: Eukaryota; Fungi; Ascomycota; Eurotiomycetes; Eurotiales; Aspergillaceae. The record is from RefSeq and is a predicted model, not a curated record. The coding region runs from base 1 to 1497 and encodes 498 amino acids.